Messenger RNA from Puntigrus tetrazona (Sumatra barb), 1680 nucleotides. RefSeq names its product GRB2 related adaptor protein 2a (gene grap2a). The record is from RefSeq and is a predicted model, not a curated record. Gene Ontology annotation, molecular function: protein binding. Lineage: Eukaryota; Metazoa; Chordata; Actinopteri; Cypriniformes; Cyprinidae. The transcript is spliced from 9 exons. Bases 272 to 1126 code for a protein of 284 amino acids.
ACAAAGGUUCCGCUCGUUCCCGUGAGUGCGUGGCGUGCCGAGCGGAGCGCGCAGGUAGCGGACUAGCGCUUGAGUAGCGCGCUGUGUGAUUUGAUACGGCGACUUCUGCUGCAGGUGCUUUGCUUUUUGCCGGACAGUGAAACAGCGAGACUGAGUUGGAGCUGUGAUGGCCUUCUGAAAUGUGCUAAACAAGUGUCAACAUCCUCUGAUCACAGGAUUUGUAUUAUAUUUGUAGAGCCCUCCCCUCCGUUCAACUUCUCAGCAUCUGACCAUGGAGGCCAGAGGAAAGUAUGACUUCAAUGGCACAGCAGAAGAUGAGCUCAGCUUCCGGAAAGGAGACAUUCUGAAGAUCCUGGGAUCUCAAGACGACUGGUUCAAGGCAGAGCUGCAUGGUCAUGAGGGCUAUAUACCUAAAAACUAUGUUGACAUGCAAAAUCUGAGCUGGUUCAAAGAGAAUGCCAGUCGUGGCUCGGCUGAGGAGAUGCUCAUGUCCCGAGAAGUGGGUGCUUUCCUGAUCCGUGGUAGCCAGAGUUCCCCUGGAGACUUCUCCAUUUCAGUCAGACACGAGUAUGAUGUACAGCAUUUUAAAGUUAUGAAGGAUAAAUCGUGCCAGUACUACCUGUGGACGGAGAAGUUUAACUCUCUAAACAAGCUUGUGGACUUCUACAAGACCACCUCCAUAUCCAAGCAGAGGGAGAUCUUCCUUAGGGACGGAAGUGGGAAUGAGCCACGAGCGCCUCCACCUUUAAGGAGUCAACCAGAAGUUCGGCCUUCCCCAGGUGGUGGUUAUGGCGGUCCCCCAACCUCAUCACAACACCGCAGCACAUCAGAUCAAACUCAAAACCAGAAGAGUAAGAGAGGAAGUCUUGAGGAGAAGGCUAACACUGUGGGACACCAAGGGAGGAGCAGCCCAGCCCCUCGGCGAAUCUCUGAAACUUUGCCUGCUCAGAGGCCAACCAUACAGGUGAGAGCAAUGUAUGACUUCACAGCAGAGGAAGAUGACGAGUUGGGCUUCAGUUUCGGUGAAAUCAUUGAAGUACUGGACCAUUCUGAUGCAUCGUGGUGGCAAGGUCGAUUGCGAGGCCGGACUGGUCUUUUCCCUGCUAAUUACACAGAACCGAUGUGAUCUGAGGUGUGGAAUCACUAAGAGUCAAAUCCAUCAAUCGCUUACCAAAUGCCUGUCAAUAAUGUAUGGACUGAUUGAUUAUUUGAAAUUACUUUUAUAAAACUGGCUACAGAACUGUGGAGGAGAAGUGAGAAAAAAAGACUUUGCUGCCCUUUCAUAUGUGUAAUUUUUUAUACAUACUUUUUAUGGUACGAAGAAAGAACUAUACCAUUUCUCUUAUGUGUCAAUUUUUUUUAAUGACUAGACAUUUCUCUUAUAUGAAUUGAUGAAUAAUACAGUACAUAGUCCUUAGAGUGACCCCUCAGUACGUGUUUAUAUUUUAAGAUGUUCAGUAGGACACACUAACACAAGAUACAGUGUUACAGUAAGCAAUGUUUUAUGUUACUGUACCCAUUUUUGUAUUAAGAAGAGACUUUUUAACAAAUCUGAUUUGUCAAAAUAGGCACCGGCAGGAGAGGUAUGAUAAUUGUUUUAUUGUACAAGAUGGAAAAUACAGAUGGCAAAUAUGGUAAUAACAGCAGACUUGAAUAAAUCUUUCUGCUUUCAAAUAUCAA